GAAGAAGACAGGCACCGCUAACACUACAGCAGAAGCCUGGAUACUAUGGAAAAGAAGUGGUAAACAUGGAUAAAAAGAAGAAACCCUUCGAUGUGACCGCUUCAUCGCUGGUGGAUCUUAAAGCUGAACUGUACAGAAAGCAGGAGCAGUUCAAGCAGGAUAAACUUGGGCAUGAUAAUGCGGGUGCUGCUGGAGUUGCAUCAAAAUCCAAAGUCAAGAAACCUAAUGUCUGGAGCAAACAAAAUGCUGGUGUUUCAGCAAGAGCUGAGAAAGAUGCAGAGCAGCUGGCUGAGGAGCAGGUCAACCUGGAUACAUCAAGGCGCAAGUUGGAAGAAAAAGCCAAACUCUACGAGCAAAUGACAAAAGGAGACUUUCCAGAUGAAGAGGCAGAGGGACUGUUCCUGGUCGAUUUCACCCAGAAGAUCAUUGACAAGAAGAGAGAAACACUUGCACAAAAGGAAAGAGAACGAGAUGAUGAGGAAAGAGACAACGCGUCUCCUGUCCCUCCUCCUCAAACCCCAGAUGAAGAAUGGGUGGAUUAUGUGGACUCUUUAGGCCGAUCUCGCAGAUGCAUGAAGAAAGACCUGCCAGGUUUUCAGAAAAUGGACCUAGACCUUAAAGGAAAAGGGAAACCCUCAGCUGACUUACUCUCCGAGGACAUGCGUCGAGAGCUGCAGAGGCAGGAGUGGGAGAGGGAGGAAGAGGAAGCUAUGAAGAGGCCUGUUGGACCCAUCCACUAUGAGGAUAUCAGGGGACAAGAGGCUCGGGAUCUCGGUGUGGGUUACUUUGCGUUUGCUCAAGAUGAAGAGCAGCGCAGAAAGCAGAGAGAAACACUGGACAUGCUCAGAGACCAGACCACAGAUCAGCGCACUAAAAGAGAACAGCUGAAGGAAAAGAGGCAGGCCAUCCUGCAGGCCCGACUGGCCAAGGUGAGGCAGAGGAAGAUGAAGAAGGCCAAGCUUGAUGGCACUGAGGAGGAGCAGAAAGAGGAGGAGAACGAAGGGGAGGAGGACGAAAGUGAAUUAAUAGGACCCCCACCUCCACCAGAGGACUCCCCGGAGGUCAGCACACUGAAGAAGGUGGUAGUGGAGAUCCAGGAAAGGAAGGACACCAGACCAGGAGUUCCUCAUGUCAGAGAAUGGGACAGAGGCAAAGAGUUUAUGUUUAGUGAGUGGAAAACUCGGCUUCGUGAUGAGCGAGAGUCAGAAUUUGCACCUCCCUCUGCCUACUUUACUAAGGAGAAGAGUCAAAGGCCAGGGAAGACUAACUUUCAGAGUAAAUCUGGGAUGUCCUUCAAGUGGACCAAAGGCCCAGGAGGAAUCUCUGAGAGCAAAGAGGAGCCACAAUCUCAACCUAAGACUGCUCCUCCACCUCCCCAACCUCAACAAAAUCCUCCACCUCCUCCACCUCUUUCACAACCACAGGCCUCAUCGCAGUCAUCACCUUUAGAUCACCCAGCAGAUUCAGCGCCCGUGUCUGCUCCUCCUUUUAACCCCCAGUAUGCCCCUCCUCCAUUUUAUCCUCCAUUUCCUCCUCCUCAGUUUGCUGGACCACCUCACUUGCGUCCUCCAUUUCCCCCACAGUACCCACCUCAGUAUCCUCCCCAGUACCCACCCCAGUAUCCUCCCCAGUACCCACCCCAGUAUCCUCCCCAGUAUCCACCUCAACAUCCACCUCAGCUGCAGAGCCAGUCUCAGCCUCAGCAGACCCCCCAGUCUGUAGACCCCAGCCAGGCCCAGCAGCCUGAACAGAGUCUGGACGACAUGCUGUCCUUCUACAGGAACACUAGCUGAUCUCUAAAAUAUCACCUAAACUGUGUAUUUGGUUCAUUUGAAGAGUGUAAAUACAGAUGUUUCUUUUUUUUGUUGAGAAAAUUACAGAAACAACAGAACAGUUUUAGAAUUUAAUAAAUAUCGGGAA
Messenger RNA from Epinephelus moara (kelp grouper), 1920 nucleotides. It is a transcript of the gene ccdc174, whose product is annotated as coiled-coil domain containing 174. Gene Ontology annotation, cellular component: nucleus. The transcript has 11 exons. The record is from RefSeq and is a predicted model, not a curated record. NCBI's taxonomy places the organism in Eukaryota, Metazoa, Chordata, Actinopteri, Perciformes, Serranidae. Bases 66 to 1793 code for a protein of 575 amino acids.